Messenger RNA from Chlorocebus sabaeus (green monkey), 892 nucleotides. NCBI's taxonomy places the organism in Eukaryota, Metazoa, Chordata, Mammalia, Primates, Cercopithecidae. The record is from RefSeq and is a predicted model, not a curated record.
UGGGUGCGUGGGUCCAGGGAGUGGUUUUCACUUAGUGAUCUUAUAGCUAAGAGACUAAGCCAUCUUUCCUUUGUCCCUGCCUGCAGCGUCCUCCUUGUAGCCACUGGCUUAUCAGUCCCCAACCAGGUUGACUUCCCUGGCUCCGAAAACGUGGAGGGUUACGAGUCUGUGUCCAUAGACCCUGAGGACUUUAUAGGCCAGAAUGUGCUGAUCCUGGGCCGUGGGAACUCAGCCUUUGAGACGGCAGAGAACAUCUUGGGUGUCACAAACUUUAUCCACAUGCUCAGCCGCUCCCGGGUCCGUCUGUCCUGGGCCACCCACUACGUUGGAGACCUCAGAGCCAUCAACAAUGGCCUGCUGGAUACCUACCAGCUGAAGUCCCUGGAUGGGCUGCUCGAGUCUGACCUGAGGGAUCUGGCCAUCCUGAAGGAUAGCAAAGGCAAGUUCCAUGUCACCCUGAAAUUCUUCCUGGAAGAAGCCAGCACCAACCAGAGUGCCGACGCCAUCACCCUCCCCCAGGACGACAAUGACAACUUUGCCAUGCGCGUGCCCUAUGACCGAGUCAUCCGCUGCCUGGGCUGGAACUUUGACUUCUCCAUUUUCAAUAAGUCCCUCCGACUUAACUCGGGAAAUGCAUUCGGCAAGAAGUACCCGCUAAUUCGAGCUAGCUACGAAUCCAAAGGAAGCCGGGGUCUGUUUAUCCUGGGUACCGCCAGCCACUCAGUGGACUACCGGAAAUCUGCUGGGGGCUUCAUCCACGGAUUCCGAUAUACAGGAACGCUGAGCUUGAAGAAUGUGAACCUGGUUCCCAGCUGGGUGGUCCUAGAGGUGAAGCUUCCAAGCCCCUGAUGGACAUCCUAACAUCACAGAUGGAAAUGAGGUGAACUCUCCA